Molecule: messenger RNA, 1627 nt
Organism: Micromonas commoda
Lineage: Eukaryota; Viridiplantae; Chlorophyta; Mamiellophyceae; Mamiellales; Mamiellaceae
Product: seryl-tRNA synthetase
Exons: 1
Coding region: 1-1539 (512 amino acids)
Biological process (GO): mitochondrial seryl-tRNA aminoacylation
Cellular component (GO): mitochondrion
Molecular function (GO): ATP binding; serine-tRNA ligase activity; tRNA binding
Source: RefSeq, a predicted model, not a curated record
AUGAGCCUCCACAUGAGCGCCCUGCUCCCCGCCGCCUCCCGCGCGGCGGUCGUCGGCGCGCGCGUCCUCGCGGCGCGCCCAUCCGCGGCCAACUCGGCCACCCUCCGAGCGGCCGCGGUUCGCCGAGACGGCGCCCACCGCGCCAGGCUCUUCUGCGCCUCCGCCGCGGUGAAGGAGCCCGAGGUGGCCGCCAAGGCCGGCACCGAUGCACCCACCCCAACGCUCGCGUGGAAGGCCGCCAUCGACUUCAAGCGCAUCAAGGAGAACCCCGACGCGAUCCAGGCCAACGCCGACAAGCGCGCGGCGCCCUGCGACGUCGCCAAGGUGGUCUCCACCUACGAACGCUACCAGGCGCUGAACAGGGAGUGCGACGAGAUCCGCGAGAAGCGCAACGCCAACGCCAAGAGCAUGAAGGGUAAGAUGGAGGCGGACGUCAGGGCCGCGCUCGUGGAGGAGGGCAAGGCGCUCAAGGACCAGCUCGCCGCCAUCGAGGGCGAUCUCAACGCCCUCGAGGUUGAGCUCCAGAUCGAGGGACAGAAGAUCCCCAACGACACGCACCCGGACGUGCCCAUCGGCGGCGAGGAGAUGGCGGUGCUCAGGCGCGAGGUGGGCGCCAAGCGCGACUUCUCCUUCGAGGUGGCCAACCACGUGGACAUCGGCGAGAGGCUCGGCAUGUUCGACUUUGGCACCGGCUCCAAGGUUUGCGGAUCUCGGUUCGUCUACCUCACCGGAGCCGGAGCCAUGCUCGAGCUGGCGCUGAUCAACUGGGCCAUGCAGAAGGUGGUGAGCAAGGGUUUCAAGCCCAUGGUGGUGCCCGACCUGGUCAGGCAGAGCACCAUGGAGAAGUGCGGGUUCCAGCCCAGGGCGGAGAACACCCAGGUGUACAACAUCGAGUCCUCCGAGCUGUGCCUGGCGGGCACCGCGGAGAUCUUGCUCGGCGGCGUGUACAUGGACGAGGUGGUCGACGAAAAGCAGCUCCCGAUCAAGAUGGCGGCCUUCUCGCACUGCUUUCGCACCGAGGCUGGCGCCGCGGGAGCGUCCACGCGCGGCAUGUACCGACUCCAUCAGUUCUCCAAGGUUGAGAUGUUCGUGGUCUCCACCCCGGAGCAGUCGGACGAGCUGCACGACGAGCUCAUCGGCAUCGAGGAGGAGAUGUAUCGCGAGCUGGGUUUCCACUUUAAGGUUCUGGACAUGAGCAGCGAGGACCUGGGCGCCCCCGCGUACCGCAAGUUCGACAUCGAGGCGUGGAUGCCGGCGCUGGAGAGGUACGGCGAGAUCUCCUCCGCGAGUAACUGCACGGAUUACCAGGCCAGGCGGCUGAACAUCAAGUACAGGCCAAACGCGGUGGAUGGGAAGAAGCAGCCGCUGGCGCACUGCCACACCCUCAACGCGACGGCGUGCGCGGUGCCGAGGAUGAUCAUCACGAUCUUGGAGAACUUCCAGAACGAGGACGGGAGCGUGAACGUGCCGGAGCCGCUCCAGCCGUUCAUGGGCGGGCUCAAGGUGCUCACCCCGGAGGUUGUCGCGGAGGCCAAGUGACCGAAUCGACUCGAGCCCGAGCGAGCGCGGUGUGUGACGGCGUUUUGAGCCUAAUGGUUGAUAUAUUUAUACGUAAGUUUACGGUGUU